AUGGACCACAAGAAGAGUUCUAGCCAUUCCCGAUUUGAGUUUACGAAUGCCGACUGCACCACGCUGGAUAGGAAAUUCGGAGAGUGCGACUACAUCUACCUGAAGUCGGUGAAUCGGACCUAUAAAUAUUUAUCCGCGAAAUUUAAACUUUUUCAACUUCCGGUAAAUCUUGUGCUAAUGAAAAGAUUCAACGGAUAUAAGCCUUUCCUGUACAACAUUACCAUCAAUGCGUGUAAAUUCUUUGCCAAUACCAAGUCCAACCCCGUGGUGAAAUUCUUCUAUGAAUCGGUUAUGACCUUCUCUAACAUGAACCACUCAUGUCCCUACAAUCAUGACAUUAUAGUGGAUAAGCUUCCUGUUGACUUUAUCAAUUACCGACUAACAAAGGUUCUGCCCUUUCCCGAGGGCGAUUAUCUCUGUGAGGCCCAUUGGUUUCGUUCGGGAUCUCGUUUCGCUGUGGUUAGAGUAUAUGGCACCCUUUCAUGA
Drosophila persimilis is the source of this 486-nucleotide messenger RNA. RefSeq lists its product as uncharacterized. Bases 1 to 486 code for a protein of 161 amino acids. The transcript has 4 exons. Lineage: Eukaryota; Metazoa; Arthropoda; Insecta; Diptera; Drosophilidae. The record is from RefSeq and is a predicted model, not a curated record.